Molecule: messenger RNA, 3385 nt
Organism: Ciona intestinalis (vase tunicate)
Lineage: Eukaryota; Metazoa; Chordata; Ascidiacea; Phlebobranchia; Cionidae
Product: coiled-coil domain-containing protein 186
Biological process (GO): vesicle cytoskeletal trafficking
Cellular component (GO): trans-Golgi network
Molecular function (GO): small GTPase binding
Source: RefSeq, a predicted model, not a curated record
UUAAUGUCCAUGGGUGACAAUAAAUAAGCAUGGAAGUUAUUGAAAACAAUGUCAACUUUGACCAUCAUUCUUCAAAAGAUUCUCAAAUUAUCCAUGAACAAAUAUCCAACUCGGGGACCAGUUCAGAUGAUGAACAAAAUAUGAAACCCGAUAUCGAUCCAACUGAAUCUGAAAAUCUGAAUGAAACUGAAAUUUUAGAAUCUGAUGCCGAACAAAUUUCAAAUGAAGAAGAAACUGAUGCUACAUCAAGCAUUAAUGAUGAUCCGAAUGUAUCUACUAACAAUUCGGAUGUAGAACAUCAAUCUAAUAAGGUAAAAGAGGAUAAAGCUUCUUUGGAAAUAAAUAGUGAUCAGAAUAUUUCUACAAACAGCAAUUCAGAUCCAGCAAAUAAAUCUAUUGAUGAAAUUUCUAAUUUUGAAGUCAAAACACCAAUAAUCGACAAUGAAACGGCUUCUGAGGUUGUUGUUGGGGAUUGUGGUGAUGCUUUGAAUGAAAGCAGGGUGAAGGUUGUGUCUGUUGUACUUGAAGAUGAUCGUGUUGUUAAAUUUAACCUAGAUUGUACAAAGAACACUAACAUUGAAAGUUUAAACUUGGCAGUGACUUCCUUUCUCCACGAUUCAUCAACUUGUGGUUUAUACAGCUUGUCCUCACAUAAAGAACAAGAGAAACAGAUUGUUGAUUUUGAAAAUGAAAUUUUAACUUUAAAGGAAGCGUGUAAGAAACUGGAAGGUGCUAAUGUGGAGUUACAUCAAGAUUUAAAACAAACGCAUGAAAAACUGAGUGCUCAUGAUGUUGCUGCUAAACGAACUAUAGCAAGACUACAACAGGAUGCUGAAAAUAAGUUCAAAGAGCUCAACAAACAAUGUGCUGCAGCACAGACUGAAAAGCAAGCGGCCGUGAUGAACUAUGCGCGAAGGGAAAAGGAAUUGUUGGAUUUACGGCAGAAAAAAGACGCGGCGGAAAUGUACGCGAGAAACACGACAAAGGAACGAGAGAAAGCAGUCGCUCAACUUAAAGCUGUGAAAGCAGAUUUUUUUAAGUGCAAAGCAGCUCUGGAAAAGAAGGAAGGGGAAUACAGUGUGCAACGACAGGAAAUUGAAAAGUUAAAAGAAGAGAUCAACUCGCAGAUCAUUAAAGUUCGUUGGGCUCAAAACAAGUUAAAGACAGAAGUUGAUAGUCACAAGGAAACCAAAGAAAAAUGUGACAAGAUGGUGUCUGAGAUACAACAAGCUAAAGAAGAGACUGAGCAGAUACGGAAAAACUGUCAUGACAUGAUUAAGACUUAUCAAGAAUCUGAGGAAAUUAAGUCUAAUGCUCUGGACAUAGAACUAAAAGAAAAGCUGCAAACUUUGACUCAAAAAGAAACUGAAACAAGUGAAGUACGGGGUAUAUUAAAACAAAAGACAGAGGAACUUAACAUGUUAAAAAUUAAACACAAAGAUUUGCUGGAAGAGGGAAAGGUAUUAAAGUCGAGAGUCGAAUGUUUGGAAAGUGAGAGAAUGAAGAAUGAACAAGUAAUACACGGCUAUGAACAAGUUAUGAACAAACAAAAGCUAUCUUCAACUCAAAUGGCAGAGAAACUACAAGCAAUGGAGCAAUUACAAAGUCAGUUAGAAGCUGCUAAUGUAAAUGUGAAUGAACUAAAAGUUGAAUUGGAUAUUGCCAUUGAAAAACGUGACACUGCAAUAUCUGAUCUUGCUUGCAAAGAAGAGAAGGAACAGCAGUUGCUUCAGUUUACUGAGAGAAUGAGCUCAAAAAACACAGAACUUGCUGUCCGGGUUGAAGAUCUAAAUGCUAAAGUUGUUUCUCAAACAGAUGAAAUCAGUCUACUAAAGUCACAAAACUCCCAGUUACUUACUGAGGUGCAAAGUGUGACAACAUCGCUGGAGGUUGAAACCACAACCAGUAAGAAGUCUACUUCAGACAUGUCUACUCGUCUCGAGGAGAAAGAGAAGUCAAUUUGCCAGCUGCUACUACAGAUUGAAGACCUUAAAGAUGAAAUGAGGACGGUAAAGAGAAAGAAUAAUGCCUGUGUGAAAGAUUUGUCCAGGCAGUUGAAUCAAGCCAAGAGGAAGAUGGACAAUGUUGAUGCACUUUCCAAUGCUUCAAGUCCCAACAGCACAAACCAUAGUGCAGAUUGUGGAAGCAUGGGAAGUAGGGCAAGUUCAACAAAUUCUUUGGACCGUGUUAAUUCAUAUUCAGGUGAAACAAAUGGGACAACAAGUGCAACUUAUGACCAUGUCUCAGUUCCAGAAACAGCGAUCACUGGCAAUGCAGGGCCAGUUGACAGACAGAUGCUUAUUGAGAGAAUAGUUCGCUUGCAGCAAAUCCACGCAAAGAAGAAUGAUAAAAUUGAUUUCCUACAAGAGCAUGUGCAGCAGCUGGUUGAGGAGUUACAGAAGAAACAGCGGCUUAUCCAACACUAUAUUAUAAGAGAAGAAGCAGGGGUGCUUGCCCCACCACGCCAACACACUGAUUCUAAACCUAAACAUGGUAUGACCCUUGAACUGUCCAUUGAAGUCAAUCGUAAAAUGCAGUCAGUCCUUGAAGACACUCUCCUGAAAAAUAUAACACUUAAAGAAAGUUUAGAAAUGCUUGGGAAAGAAAUCCAGAGGUUACAGUGUAAUAAACCAACCACGUAGCACCUGCGAAUAAUCUUCUCUCAGCAACAAUUCGAUUUUAUUUUUACACCUAAAUAUAAUCCUUACAAAGUCUUGUAACUCCUGUUUUAUAUAAUCUGUGUUUUGUUUAUGUUUUUAUUUACUUAUUGAGCAGACAUAACAUAUAUUAAAAUUACCACACAUUGCAAUAACAUCUUGCCCAACAUUUCUGCAAUAUUAAGUUCUGAUAAGCUGGAAUACCCUGGAUCAAAUGUUACUUUCAAUAUUAUUGCUUGUUUUUUUUCCACUUAAUCUUAAUUUUAUAUGUUGUCCGUACUUAUAUAUUUGUUUAUUUAUAUUCUGCACUUGAUAGUUAGCUGAGGUGUUGCUGUUACUGUAUUUCUGUGGUUCCUGACUGAACCACACAUUUUAAUCAGUUUACCAUUUUUUUUCCCUGAAUUUAAGUAACAACGCAAACUAAAAUUUUUAUUUUGUUAACAAUUUCCCAUUCCGUUUUUACCACGAACCAUAACUUUUUAUUUCCGUUCCAUUUUUAUUUAUAGUACUUGGGAUUUUAAAUUGUGCCAACGUGUACAUCUUAAACCGUAACGUCAUCUAAUUCUAACUUGGACUCGUUUUUUGCUCCAAUGGUGCUUUUUCCUAACGUUGGGCAUCAUAGCUUGGGUGCUCCAGAUUCCCAAGCAAAAAUGGACUUUAUUUUUGUACAAUGUUGAGUUACUUUGUGCAAUGUGACUGUGCUAGAAUAAACUAGAUCACAUAAAGAA